This is a messenger RNA of Megalopta genalis, 2148 nucleotides long. RefSeq names its product ubiquitin-like protein 7. The record is from RefSeq and is a predicted model, not a curated record. Gene Ontology annotation, biological process: ubiquitin-dependent protein catabolic process. NCBI's taxonomy places the organism in Eukaryota, Metazoa, Arthropoda, Insecta, Hymenoptera, Halictidae. Gene Ontology annotation, molecular function: polyubiquitin modification-dependent protein binding. Gene Ontology annotation, cellular component: cytosol.
CUCUAUUAAAAUUUAAAAAGCGAACAAAUUAUUGUGUUCACAGAACAUUUAAUCUUUAAAACUCAAAUGAAUAUUAGUUCAGUUUUACUGGUUACCCCACAUAUGUCUUGCAUAUAUGUAUAUCUGUGACCAUACCUAUAAUUACUAUAAUCUAUUUAAUUAAUUUGAUUGAAAUAACAUGACCACGGGAAUAACAAAGUAAUGUUAUUUAAUAUUUCACAUUUUUUGACACGUUUGGUUAAAUAAUAAUGUAGAAUUAGACACGCGAAUAAAACGUGGAAAAUAAUAAAUGCAUGAAGUGCAACAAGUUUCGUUCCAUAGCCUGACAAGCUGUACCCGCAUCAACCUGCUUUGUGAUAAAAUUGAGUGUAUCGAUUGACAAGUUCGUUUGAUAAUAUUUCAAAAUAUCAUCCCUUACUGACAAUAAUGUCCUCGGAAAUAAUUUUGGGAUUACGCUUAGACCCACAAACAUUAACUACGAUUAAGUUAAACAAUAUUAAUUUCAAGAGCAAAGUCAAAUAUCUGAAAUCUGAGAUAGCUAGAAGAGUUAACCUAACAAAAGACUUGUUUGAAUUGAUUUACUGUGGGAGUAUUCUCGAAGAUGAAGUUACGCUAGAAACAUAUGGAUUGAAAAAUGGUUCUAUGAUACAUGUGUUGAAAAAAGAAGAACCAGAAACCCCAACAAUACCUAAAUAUAUUUCAGAAGAUAACAUUUUACAACUUGCAUCUGCAUUCAAAUCAUUUAAAGAGAAUCCUGCACUUAGGAGUGCUUUACAUAGAUUAGGUAAAAGACCAGAAGUCAUAGCCAACAUUAUUUCGUCUUCUCCCGGUUUACACGAGGAUGCUGUAGCAAUUGCCAUUUUCCAAGAUCCUGACCUAAUGGCACACUUUGUAGAUGUAGAUACAGUUCGAAGAUUUGCAGAAGCACACCCAGUUUUAGUGGAAGCAGCACAAAAUAUAGCUGCAGCUGUUCACGAAGAGGCACACAACAAUGCAGCUGCUGCAUCCAACAAUUCUGGAUCCAACACACAACCUACUGCUUAUUCUUACAACAUGGAUAAUUUGAGCGACGACGAAGAAAUGGCAGGAGAUUCCUCACAGUCUUCGGACUCUACACAACCAUCAAAUCUGUCCAAUAAUCCAUCGAAUAAUAGAAGAAUAACUGCUGCACAGCUUGCAGCAGCAGUUUCUAGAGCAAGAACUAGAAGUUUCCCACUCUCCAACUCUCCUUCUUCUACUUCCGGUGAAAGUACAAAUUCUGGAGUAAUAACUACUGAAAUGUUCAGUCAGGCCAUGCAACAGGCUGCCAUAGCAACCACAGGUUUAAUCGCCGAUCCUAUAUUGCCACCGAUGUUACCACCUGUGCUGACACAGUUCACAGAUUUGCAACGACAGUUAGCUCAGAUGCACGAAAUAGGAUUGCAAGACGAUACAAUAAAUAUGCAGGCAUUGCAAUUCACACAUGGCGACGUUCUAGCUGCCAUUGAGUUAGUGUUCAAUGGUUUCAGUAAUAAUUAAAUCGAUCACACUACCAUUUUUUUAUCGUAUUAUAAAACGAUUACGAUUGUACAGUUUAAUGAUUUAUUUUUAUAAAUUAAUGUAACUCUGCUGUGGGAUGAAAAUCGUUAAGAAAUUCCCGAUUUCGGAUAUUCUUCAGUUCUAAAAACUCUGUUUAAGACUCGUUUCGUACAGUGAUCCGUGCAAGUAACUCUUUAAAUUGAAAGGUUCAUUAAAGACUGCCGAUAUACGUUUCAUAACAUUACAGAUUACUCAUGUUCCGUAAAAAUUGUUGAUGUAUAUAUCUAAAUCACGGUCAAAUAAAGGUACAACGAUUAGCAAAGAAUCUUUGUAUAUUUCUGUAAAAUGAGACGGUCGUUCGCCAAAAUUUGUAGACAAAGACGAUAGAAUAGUGUGCAUCGCAUUUUAAAAUUCCCUUUAAAAUAUAAAUGCACACGAACAUUGCGAAGUAUACUGUAAUAAGUAUAGCUUUAAUUCAACGAUAUGUAUUAUAAUAUACACACGUGUAAUGAUAAAUUGUCCAAUAUACAUGUACAAUAAUAAACUGUCCAAUAUACAUGUAUAUAAUAAUAAACUGUCCAAUAUACAUGUACGAUCAUAAAUCGUCCAAUAUACAUGUAUGAUCAUAAA